Molecule: messenger RNA, 1191 nt
Organism: Penicillium canescens
Lineage: Eukaryota; Fungi; Ascomycota; Eurotiomycetes; Eurotiales; Aspergillaceae
Exons: 4
Coding region: 1-1191 (396 amino acids)
Source: RefSeq, a predicted model, not a curated record
AUGGAACUCGCCACGUUCUGCGAGCUGUUCGCCCAGCUUCGCGAAACCACUGGCGAGCGCUGCGGCAGUGCGCGCGAAUUCGUUGAUCAUGUACGGUUGCUGAUCGGACCGGAAUAUGUCCUGAUUGUGGAUGCCAUUCAGAAUGACAAGGAUCCGGUGAGUCCGACCGCGAUCGGAAACCGUCUGUCUAAUGCCGAACAGACGGUUCGGAGGAAAGAGUCUCUAACACCCUUGCAGGCAGCGUCUGGCCCGUCCGUCCAUACGGUGCAGCAGACUGCCAAGAAAUACAACUAUUACAAGAAGCGCCGCCAUGUGGCUGCGCAGUGCUGGAAGAAACAGCGAGAAGUACAGCCGUCCAGGGACCAUGCCCUGAAGGCUGAACGGACCAGAUGGGAGAUCGGCAGGGCCCGCCGACUUCAAGAGACCGAGGAUCAAUAUCGUGAGGGCGAGGGUGACGACCCUUUUACCCACGCACCGCAACCCUGGUGGAUCCUGGACUCGGCCGCCACCAGCCACAUCUGCUGGGACCGGGGCUUCUUCAGUAGUCUGCGGCCCUACCGCGAGAUGCUGGACAUGGCGGGCGAUCCAGUGGAGCCGAAGGGAUUGAAUGCGUACUUCGCGCCACGCGUCGGGAUGAACCUGAUCAGCGUGCCGAAGCUGUUGCGAGGCCGCUACUCGGUGGUGGCGCACCCGCAGAACGUCUUUGUGCAACGCCGAGGACGAACCGUGGGGACCGCCUACCAUGCGGAGGAGGAUCUGUUGAUCCUGCGGUGCCAUGUGAGCAAGAGAUCUCGAGAGCGAGUCCAACUGGCGAGGGCGCCGACGACCCAUGACCAUGCAGAUUCCCUGGAACCGCAGGCGGUGGCCAUGGACGUCGACGAGCCUCGGGAGUCAAGUGACGCAGAAUGCGCAACGUCAACCUCUGAACUCGGUAGUGAAGCUGUGAUACUCGAAGACGAUGCGUGCAAAGGAGUGGACCAGGCCUCCGAAGCGUUGUGGCACGCUCGGAUGGGACAUCUGAACCGGGGAGACUUGAGGGUGGUCCUCCGGCAGACCGGCACCCCGUACCGCCCGCUGACCCAGGCGCAGCUGCUGGAACACCGCAGUGCCCGGCGUGCAUGUCGGGUAAGCAGCAUCAGAAGAGGAACUCCCUGCAAGGCGGCCACGUCUGCACUCAUCGAGAAUGUUUGA